This is a messenger RNA of Lathyrus sativus (Indian pea), 1836 nucleotides long. Lineage: Eukaryota; Viridiplantae; Streptophyta; Magnoliopsida; Fabales; Fabaceae. The record is from the annotation of a GenBank genome assembly.
AUGAAGAUAGUAACUUACAACGUAAACGGUUUGAGACAACGCAUAUCUCAGUUCGGUUCUCUCCGCAAUCUUCUCAAUUCAUUCGACGCUGAUAUUAUUUGCUUUCAGGAGACAAAACUUAGCAGACAAGAUGUUACAGCGGAUUUGGUUAUGGUAGAUGGAUACGAAUCGUUCUUUUCUUGUACCCGAACUUCUCAGAAAGGCCGAACCGGUUAUUCCGGUGUAAUUACAUUUUGUCGAGUAAAGUCUGCUUUUUCGAGUACUGAAGCAGCAUUGCCCUUGGCAGCUGAAGAAGGGUUCACUGGCCUAAUGUGUAACUCUCAAACUAGUGAAGAUAAAUUGCCACUCUUCGUAGAAGAUCUUGAGGAUUUUUCAAAAGACGAGCUUUUCAGUGUUGAUAGUGAAGGGCGAUGCGUUGUCACUGAUCAUGGUCACUUUGUUCUUUUCAAUAUUUAUGGGCCUCGAGCUGGAAGUGAUGACACAGAGAGGAUUCAGUUUAAACAAAUAUUCUACAGGAUACUGCAGAAAAGAUUGGAGUCUCUCCUGCAUCAAGGAAGGAGAAUCUUUGUUGUUGGUGAUCUCAAUAUUGCACCAUUUGCAAUUGAUAGGUGUGAUGCAGGGCCUGAUUUUGACAAUAAUGAGUUUAGAAGAUGGUUCAGAUCGAUGUUAAUUGAAAAUGGAGGCCACUUUUCUGAUGUCUUUCGAGCAAAAUAUCCUGAUAAAAGGGAUGCAUUCACCUGUUGGUCUCAAAGUACGGGUGCUGAAGUAUUUAACUAUGGGAGUAGAAUCGAUCAUAUUCUAUGUGCUGGUUCGUGCUUACAUAUAUUAGAUGACCUGCAAUGUCAUAGUUUUAUAAGAUGCCAUGUUAAAGAAUGUGAAAUCAUGACACAGUACAAACGGUUCAAACCAGAAAGCACACCGAGUGCCCACAUGCGGAAGGGAGGAAAGAGUGUUAAGCUUGAAGGAUCCGAUCAUGCUCCAGUUAUUUUGACUUUGAUGGAAAUUCCCGAGGUCUCUCUGCAUAGUACUCCCUCCUUAUCUGCUAGAUAUGUUCCCAUGAUUCAUGGCGUCCAGCAAACUCUAGUGUCAUUGUUGAUGAAAAGACGGGUUUCUGAUUCGUGCAAGAUGGCACACAGUGACAUUUCAGUGGUCAGUACUUCUGAGAGAAUAGAAGAACCAGUUGACAUAAUUAGUUCAUCUAUCCGUGAAUGUGAUUUUCUUCCAAACAAUGAUUCAGAAGGGAGCAUUUUAGAACCAAAUAAACUUUCCACGGGUUCUUCUCUGGAGACUGUUUCUAAAUUAGGAAGUGUAUAUAAAAAAUCAAAAAUUCAGAAAUGCAAUGAAUCCAAGAAAAAGAGUAGAAACAGUCAAUCGUCUCAGCUCUCACUUAGGUCAUUUUUUCAGAAAAGCACAAAUCUUGACAAUGGUAUCAAGGACUCCUGUAUUGGUUUAUCAAAUAGUCAGGCAGAACCCUCACAACCCAACUCUCAAUCACUUGAAAAUUCUACAGUGUUUGAUCACAGUAGCAGUCCUGUGCAAGAUGAGGCGAAUGCAGCAUAUGAUCAGGAUUUAGCUGAACUAAAUGAUAGUUCUAGAAAAGAAGAGAAGAGUAAUGUAGCUUCACAAGAGUGGCAAAGAAUACAAAAAUUGAUGCAGAACAGUAUACCUCUUUGCAAGGGACAUAAGGAACCUUGUAUUGCUCGGGUGGUAAAGAAACAAGGAGCUAAUUUUGGUCGCAGAUUCUAUGUUUGUGCCCGUGCUGAGGGCCCUGCAUCUAAUCCUGAAGCAAACUGCGGCUACUUUAAAUGGGCUACUUCAAAGUCUAAGAAUAAAUAA